AUGUCAGUCCGGAUCCCCUUCACGUCGACUUCCACCAAGCCCGUCAUCGCCGUCGCGUUCUACUCCACCUAUGGCCAUAUCGAGACUCUCGCCGAGGCCAUCAUCGAGGGCGCCAGGUCCGCCGGAGCAGAGGUCAGGCCGUACUUCAUCCGUGAGACCCUGCCCAAGGAGGUCCUCGAUAAGAUGUACGCCGGCUCCUCUCUUUCACCGAAGUACCCUGUCCUCACCCCCAACGACCUCAAGGAGGUAGACGGCCUCAUCCUCGGCGCUCCGACUCGGUACGGCCGGGUACCCGCGCAAGUCUCGGCGUUCUUCGACGAGUGUGGUGGUCUUUGGGCAUCGGGAGGGCUGGUCGGCAAGUUUGCUGCUACCUUUACUUCUUCAGGCGGUCAGCAUGGUGGACAGGAGACUACUGCUUUGACGACCAUGCCGUUCUUUACGCACCUGAUGUACGUCCCCCUCGGCUAUACCCACCCCUACGUCAACGACUACGCCAAGAAUGAGAUCCAUGGUGGCUCUCCAUGGGGCGUCUCGACCGUCGUCGGGUCCACCGGUGAACGUUCUGUGCUUCCCGAGGAGCUCGAGCUCGCGCGUCACCAGGGCAAGUCCUUCGCCGAGACCGUCGGGACAUUCGUCAGGGGUAAGACUGCGUGA
Dioszegia hungarica is the source of this 654-nucleotide messenger RNA. RefSeq names its product cytoplasm protein. The coding region runs from base 1 to 654 and encodes 217 amino acids. Lineage: Eukaryota; Fungi; Basidiomycota; Tremellomycetes; Tremellales; Bulleribasidiaceae. Gene Ontology annotation, molecular function: NAD(P)H dehydrogenase (quinone) activity; FMN binding. The record is from RefSeq and is a predicted model, not a curated record. The transcript has 5 exons.